CGAGUCCCGAAGCGGCCUUAGACUAGAGUUACACGUCUCCGUGGCGGUGCGCGAGAAGUGGUAGGCAGCGAGUCUCAUCCAGUAGACCUGCGGGCCAGAGCUCACAGCUCGCUCUCGACCACACAGAUCUCACACAGUGCUAGCUCUCUGGAAGGUGUCGAGAGCGCGCGCGGGCGCGGACCGUAACGUUGCGCCUGUGUGGUGUACGACUGCCUCGCUGUUCCGCAGCGGUACAAGUAGACUCCGCGACGAACGAUGCCCUGGGAGGUCGGCAUCGACCUGAGCGACGGCGACCGGUCGGUCCUCGCGGUCGCGGCACUGGCCCUCGGCGCGACGACCGUCGUCCUCCUCUUUUUGUGCUGCCGGCGGCUCUGCUGCUGCUGCGGGUCCCGGCGGUCCGCGAGCGGCGUCGGCUACGAGAGCGUGCCGCACCAGCUCGACGGCGAGGAGCUCGAUUUCAAGCGCGCCAUGGAGGGCGACGGCGUCGAGGGCGGCGCCUUCACGGGGACGGAACUCGAGCAGAUCGAGAUGAUCGAGCAGUACCGGUCGAAGCUCGUCGAGGGCGCCGCCGAGGACUCCGCCGCCGAGCGGGGGAAGGACCUGUCCAAGGUCGCGUGACUAAGU
This is a messenger RNA of Pelagomonas calceolata, 624 nucleotides long. Lineage: Eukaryota; Pelagophyceae; Pelagomonadales; Pelagomonadaceae. The record is from the annotation of a GenBank genome assembly.